This is a messenger RNA of Chinchilla lanigera (long-tailed chinchilla), 1031 nucleotides long. RefSeq names its product C-type lectin domain family 4, member E (gene Clec4e). Lineage: Eukaryota; Metazoa; Chordata; Mammalia; Rodentia; Chinchillidae. The record is from RefSeq and is a predicted model, not a curated record. The transcript has 6 exons. Bases 221 to 859 code for a protein of 212 amino acids.
ACACUCUACUUAUGCAAGAAAGGAAAUCCUGAAGUCAGUGCACAGCCACAGAAUAAGUUCAUAUUGUAGAUCUUUCACAGUUGGACUUUAUAAAACAGAUAAAGUGUUCAUCUUUCAAGAUUGUUUUUUUCUAAGAUCUUAUCAACCAAACACUUCUUGGCCCAGAUACUGAGAAGAGAGAGCAGGGAGAGGAACACAGAGACAGAGAAAGAAAAGAACAAUGAAUUCCUCCGAACCUUGUGCAUCACAAUGUGCAGAGAAAAGAUACUUCUCUCACCAGGGCUUCUUCUGGUUUGGGGCUGGCAUCUCCAUCCUGUUGCUCACUGCCUGUUUUAUCACCCGUUGUGUCGUAACAUAUCAGAGCUUGCGGAUUUGCGGUGAGAAAAAGGUGCACCCACAAGUGUAUUUUCCAGAAAUUUCCUGCAACAACGAUGGGUCAGGUUCAGUUAAGAACUGCUGUCCACUGAACUGGCAACAUUUUCAAUCUAGCUGCUACUACUUUUCUACUGACCUUAUGACCUGGACAGCAAGUUUAAACAACUGCUCAGGCAUGGGGGCUCAUCUUGUGGUUAUCAACACGGUGGAGGAACAGGAAUUCCUUUACUACACAAAACCUAAAAAGAAAGAAUAUUAUAUUGGACUGUCGGACCAGGUGGUUGAGGAUCAGUGGCAGUGGGUGGAUGGCACACCUUUCUCUAUGAGCUUCUGGGAUACAGGGGAGCCCAACAAUUUAGCCACUCUGGAGGACUGUGCCACAAUAAGAGACUCUUUAAACCCACGGAAAAACUGGAAUGAUGCACCCUGUUUCUUCAACAUGCUUUGGAUUUGUGAAAUGCCAGAAAUAAAUAUUUUGCACUAAGAAAAUUAUCUAAGAACAGGAGGCACGGUUUAAAUCUGUAAUAAAGAGGAACAAGCAUGACCACACCCAUAAACCCUGUGAGAGAAUGUUCAGUAUACACCAUGAGGACUUCUUAAGUAUUUGGUAUUGUGAUAAAAAUAAAAUAAGUAGUUUUUAGUGUUAUAAUUCAUGA